Dioscorea cayenensis subsp. rotundata (Guinea yam) is the source of this 789-nucleotide messenger RNA. RefSeq lists its product as uncharacterized. The record is from RefSeq and is a predicted model, not a curated record. The transcript is spliced from 3 exons. Bases 1 to 789 code for a protein of 262 amino acids. Lineage: Eukaryota; Viridiplantae; Streptophyta; Magnoliopsida; Dioscoreales; Dioscoreaceae.
AUGUCUCCGAUAAUUCCCAUUGGGUAUGCACAACAGUUCAGUGACAAGAAUGGGGGUGUCCCCAAUCUAGUAGAUAUCAACUCCGCUCAGAACCUUCUAAAUGACCUCAAUCUAUGUGAACCACCUUUGGUUGGGAGAAAAUUCACCUGGACCAACGGUCAAAUCGACCCAACUUGGGUUCGCCUUGAUCGUUUUCUUGUUAAUCCAGCUUGGAUCUCUCUUUUUCCUAGAGUUCAUCAAACAAGCCUCCCGAGAUUAGGAUUUGAUCAUGUUCCUUUAAGGUUGGAAGCUGGUGUUUUUCUUCCUAAGGUCAAGCGCUUCAGAUUCGAGCAAGUGUGGUUCUUGGAGAAUAAUUUGGGGGAACUUAUUCAAGAAUGGUGGUUGGAGAAUGCUCCGGAAGGUUGCGGGGCUUUCAUCCUAGCAAAAAAACUCAAGAGACUCAAAGGAAAACUAAGGGAGUGGGCCAAAGAGACCAGGAGUCUAACUCUUGAGGAGAAUCAAAGACAAAAUGAGUUGCUUACUUCUCUUAACACCCUGCUCAAACAAGAGGAGAUAUACUGGCGUCAAAGAUCUAGAGUCAAAUGGGUCAAAGAAGGAGAUGAAAACACUAAAUUCUUUCAUGCUUUUGCGAAUGGAAGGCGCAACAGGAAUUACAUCCCACGACUUCUAGUUAACAACAAUUUGGUGGAAGGAUCAAAGGAGUUAGGGCGAACCUUUGCUAAUCAUUUUCGAUCUUAUUUUGGAUCAAAUGAGGGGUUCCGCUUCUUAUUCUCUUGGAACACGCUCUAA